This is a messenger RNA of Raphanus sativus (radish), 1624 nucleotides long. RefSeq names its product FBD-associated F-box protein At5g38590. The record is from RefSeq and is a predicted model, not a curated record. Gene Ontology annotation, molecular function: protein binding. NCBI's taxonomy places the organism in Eukaryota, Viridiplantae, Streptophyta, Magnoliopsida, Brassicales, Brassicaceae. The transcript is spliced from 4 exons. The coding region runs from base 168 to 1427 and encodes 419 amino acids.
ACCUGAAGUAAUAACCUCUCUCCGUGGAGAAGUCUUGAGACCCUCGUCUCCUGAGAAAAAGAAAAAAAAAACCUGUCUUUUCAAUCCAAACAAACCUCUUCUGUCCGUGGAGCUGCUGUUUCGAUCGCUUACAACGAGAGUCUCUGUGUUCUUGAACUUGCAAAGAAAUGGACAGCAUCAGUGCUUUGCCUGAUGAACUCUUAGGGAAGAUACUCUCGUUAGUUCCAACAAAACUUGCUGUAUCCACCAGCAUCUUCUCUAAGCGAUGGAAGUUCCUUUGGAUGUAUUUGCUUAAACUCGACUUCAUCGAUAGAGAUGAGUCACUGCUUGUACUCAAGGACUUCAUCCACAAGAAUCUCCCGCUACACAGAGCUCCCGUCAUAGAAAGCUUGCGUCUUUCUUUAUACGAGUCAAUAGAGACAAACAUCAAACCUGAAGAUAUCAGAACGUGGGUUGAGAUCGCUGCAUCUCGCCAUCUGCGUGAGCUUGACGUUUCUUAUUCUUCGGAUAAGAAAGAAAACAUGGUUCCCGACACCUUGUUCGCUUGCAAGACGCUUGUGGUCUUGAAACUCAGAUUCUUGACUCUCGUGGAUGUUCCUCCCUCUACGGCUUGUUGUCUUCCCUCUUUGAAGACUUUGCUGCUUGAGCUUGUGGUAUUCGAAGAUAAAGAACCUUUUCAAGCGCUUCUCUCGAUAUGUCCUGUCCUCGAAGAUCUAGAGGUGUGGUUCCGUGAGGAUGAAAGUAUGGAAGAGUUCGCUAUCAACGUCCCGUCUCUGCGGAAGUUGUGUCUGCAUGUGUCUUAUUACUGGACCUCGUUGGAGCGGUAUGAGAUAGAUACUCCAUGUUUGGAGUAUCUCGACCUUGCGGAUUGGAAUGAUUGUUCUUGUUUGGUUAAGAAUAUGGCUAAGCUGGAGAAAGCACAUGUGGAUGUUGUGUCUUUUGCUGUCAAAAAUGUUAUUGGAUCAGUCACAUCUGUCAAGCAUCUUACAGUUUGCUCUGAGGAUGUGUAUGGGGAUGGUAUUGUUUUCGACCAGCUUGAACAGCUGGAGCUAUGUAUUUGCAAAGAUGAUUCCUCGAAUCUCCUUGCUCAAUUUCUCAAAGAUUCUCCAAACUUAAGAGUCUUAGGCAUCUCUCAGCUAGAUUUACAUGGAGAUUUGAAGAUCAAUGAGAUGGGUUUCUGGAACCAACCGAGUUCUGUUCCGGAGUGCUUGUUGUCCAGUCUAGAGAUUUUGAACUGGGGAGGGUACUUUGGGAGAGCACAAGAUAGAGAUAUAGCGGUUUAUAUCUUGAGAAACGGUCGUCAGUUAAGGACAGCAACGUUCUGGGCUAAUAAUAACGAGCAUGAUGUUCCAUACCUCGAGAUGAUCAAGGGGUUGACACUUUCUUCCCGAGCUUCAAGCACAUGCGAACUCGUGUUUAUUGAUUGAGUUGCCUUGAGAGAAAUCAUUACAUGUCUUUUCAGUUGUGUAGUAGAAUCCUAAUUUGAUCUGUUCUCGUGUGUAAGCGUAUUGCUGACUAUGUAUGUUGACAGAGGAUUUGUGUUUCCAUCUGUUUUCGUGUGUGUCCAACAAUGAUCAGAUUGUUCCCUAUAUUUAUGUAUUAAUAUUUAAACUUAUGCACUCAA